AUGGCGGCCGCACCGACAGAGAAGAAAAAGGCAAGCGCAAUGCGCUCAAUCCUGGCUGGUGCAAGUGCAGGAGCCGUGGAAAUCUCAAUCACAUACCCUGCUGAGUUCGCGAAAACACGAUCGCAACUCAACCGAAGAUUGCCAGACGGAAAGAAGCUGCCAUGGCCGCCGUUCGGCAAGCAGUGGUAUGCUGGAUGCACAACCUUGAUCAUUGGCAACUCGUUGAAGGCUGGCAUAAGAUUUGUCGCAUUCGACAUGUACAAGAACAUGCUGGCGGACGCUGAAGGCAAAGUCUCCGGUCCAGCGACAGUAAUAGCUGGAUUCGGUGCAGGAGCUACAGAGUCACUGCUGGCUGUCACACCAUUUGAGAGCAUAAAGACGCAACUUAUCGACGACCGCAAGUCGGCAAACCCACGCAUGCGAGGCUUCUUACAUGGAUCAAGGAUAAUCGCACAAGAAAAGGGUAUCCGUGGUUUCUUCCAGGGUUUCCUCCCAACCACAGCACGUCAAGCCGCCAACUCAGCUGUUCGUUUCUCGAGUUACACAUCGCUCAAGCAACUAGCACAGUCAUACGUCAAACCAGGCGAGAAGCUCGGCGCCGUCAGCACAUUCGGACUCGGAGGCCUGGCUGGCAUAAUCACUGUUUACACGACGAUGCCUAUUGACACAGUCAAGACACGCAUGCAAUCAAUAGAGGCACGGAGCGCCUACAAGAACAGCUUCGACUGUGCGGCAAAGAUUUUCAGGGAUGAGGGUCUCCUCACCUUCUGGUCGGGAGCGCUUCCAAGAUUGGGUCGACUUAUCCUCAGUGGCGGCAUCGUCUUCACCAUGUACGAAAAGUCCAUGGAGUUCAUGGAUAAGCUGGAUCCACAAGGGCGCUACAUAUAG
Alternaria postmessia is the source of this 888-nucleotide messenger RNA. RefSeq lists its product as uncharacterized. NCBI's taxonomy places the organism in Eukaryota, Fungi, Ascomycota, Dothideomycetes, Pleosporales, Pleosporaceae. The transcript is spliced from 5 exons. The coding region runs from base 1 to 888 and encodes 295 amino acids. Gene Ontology annotation, biological process: mitochondrial citrate transmembrane transport. The record is from RefSeq and is a predicted model, not a curated record.